This is a messenger RNA of Paramecium pentaurelia, 1248 nucleotides long. Lineage: Eukaryota; Ciliophora; Oligohymenophorea; Peniculida; Parameciidae. The record is from the annotation of a GenBank genome assembly.
UGAUGAAAGCAAUAUUCUUUGCAUUACUAAUUGCUCUGUCUUUAGCCAACUUCUCAGGAACAGAUGUCCAAGAACUUACUUAAGAUGAUUUCAAUGCAAAAGUUUAAAAUUAGAAAACCUUCUGGGUCAUAGUCGAAUAUUCUCAAUUGACUUAAGAAUAAAGAGAUUAAGUUGUUUCAGCUGCUGAAGCUCUUAAGGGAAUGAUUAAUGUUGGUGCUCUUUCUAAUGGUGCUAGUACAAUCUUAAGAGUAUAUUCAAAUGGAUAGGCAAUUGAAUAUCCAGGAGAAUGGGAAGCCUAAGAAAUUGUCAAUUUUGCCUUUGAUUAAGUCAGAGAUGUAUGAUUAAAUCGUAAUUAAACUUAGUUUGCCUUCAAGAGAGUAGGAAAAGUACCAAAGAAAUAAGGAGAAAAAACACCUGAGCCAUAAAUAGAUGAAAGUGAUGUUAUUGUUUUGACAGAUGAUAAUCUUGAUGAAACUAUUCUCAAUAGUAAAGAUGCUUGGUUUGUUGAGUUUUAUGCUCCUUGGUGUGGUCAUUGGUAUUCAAUCAAAAUAUAAUUAUUUUAGUAAGAAAUUGGCACCAGAAUGGGCUAAAUUGGCAACAUCUCUCAAAGGUGAAAUAAAAGUAGCAAAAAUUGAUGCCAGUGUAGAAGGAUCAAAGUCUAAGACAAAAUAUAAGGUUGAGGGAUUCCCAACCAUUAGAUUCUUUGGAGCAGGAGAGAAAGUAGAUGGUGAUUAUGAAAGUUUUGAUGGAGCCAGAGAUUAUAAUACUCUUCUUAGUUAUGCUCGAGAAACUAAUAGAAAAUUAAAACCUCUUUUCUUUGAAUAAUUGGUUAACUAAUAAUAAUUCACUGAUAAUUGUUAGAAAUCUACUGGAAUAUGUGUUUUAUUAUUUGUUCCACAUAUUUAUGAUUGCGAUUAAGAAUGUAGAGAUGCAUAUUUGAAUACCUAUAAGGAAACUGUUAAACCAUUAAAAUCUAAACCAUUGGUUCACUUUUGGUCAUAAGCAGGAGAUUAAUAUGAAUUAGAAGAAUAAUUUGGAAUGUCAGGAGCUGGGUAUAUAUAAUAAUAUUUAUAAUUAAUAGUUAUCCUUCAGUAUUAGCUUUGAGUCCAAAGAAAUAAUUAUUUUCUAAGAUGAGAGGUUCUUUAACUUCAGCAAAUGUAGAUAGAUUCUUGAACAACCUUUUAAAUGGUAAAGAAUAAGUUUCCAGAUUUGGAUCAAUUGUACCUAUAGAAGAAGUUAAAAAUUGAU